Messenger RNA from Adineta ricciae, 279 nucleotides. Lineage: Eukaryota; Metazoa; Rotifera; Eurotatoria; Adinetida; Adinetidae. The record is from the annotation of a GenBank genome assembly.
AUUGCUCUUGGCACUGGAAUAUUGAUCGCGAAUAGUAGUGGUGUUGGUUCGAACCGAGAAAUUUUUAUUAGUCAUGCUACUAUUGAUUCGAAUGGUCGAGGUUUAGUCAUUCGUGAUAAUAGUUAUGUGUCCAUUAUUGGCAUAUGGGCAGCGUCGAGCACGAUUGAUCAAGUAUUUGUUGAUGAGAAUACCACAGCUGUUCUAUCAAUUAGUGGAGGUACAAUUUUUAAUGGUGGCGUAUACGAAUGUCCCAAACUAUAUUCUUGGUGUAAUUGUUUG